AUGUAAGCCUAAGUUCAAUUAAAGUGGAGUGAUUUGUAAAAAAAUGAGAAAGAGAAUAUCCUUAGAAAUAAUGAUGAAUGUAAAGAUUGAAUUAUUAGCUUAUUAGAACCUAAGCUGGCAUACUUAGAAGAUAAUGUUUAAAAAGUAAAUAGAAUCAGAUUUACUUAAGGUCCAAAUAACAUGUCUAAUUUCAUGAUCGGUUUAUGCGAUAAGAGAAUUCGCUAGGAAAGAGGAAUGAUAUUCUAGGAUAAGUCAUUUGUUGGACAUGGCACAUAUCUGCUUUAUUCAGUGAGUAGCUAUAAUUCAUGUAAGUGUAUAAUUAAUUAAAGUCUUGUUUAGUCAUUGGGAUUUAGAGAGCAAUUAUAAUGAAGGAGGGUUUGUUUUACAUCCAAAUGAGGAAGAGGAAGUUUCAUUCGAUUUGGAGAAAAGAAUAUUGAAAAUAGUAGAUGUCAAGAAACCAGAGAGAAAAGUCGAGUUUAAAACAGAACAUCACAACCUAGAGGACUUGCAUCUUUGUGUAGUAAUCCUAGAUGGGGAACUGACAUUUCAGAUAUGA
This is a messenger RNA of Paramecium octaurelia, 556 nucleotides long. The record is from the annotation of a GenBank genome assembly. NCBI's taxonomy places the organism in Eukaryota, Ciliophora, Oligohymenophorea, Peniculida, Parameciidae.